Molecule: messenger RNA, 4197 nt
Organism: Choloepus didactylus (southern two-toed sloth)
Lineage: Eukaryota; Metazoa; Chordata; Mammalia; Pilosa; Megalonychidae
Gene: CRISPLD2
Product: cysteine rich secretory protein LCCL domain containing 2
Exons: 15
Coding region: 199-1692 (497 amino acids)
Cellular component (GO): extracellular region
Source: RefSeq, a predicted model, not a curated record
CUCGCGUCCCGCUGCGAGCCGAGGGUCCCGCGUGCGGUGGUCCGCCCGUGUGCCCGUGUGCCCGUGUGUCCGUGUGCCCCUGUGCCCGCGCCGCUGCCGCCGCCGCUCGACGUGGGAGACGCCGGCGAGGCGAGAUCCCAGCUGCCCAGCUCUGCCCCAGGAGCCAAAGCCUCCCGUGCCCACUCCAGGCGUUGAGUCAUGAGCUGCGUCCUGAGCAGCGUCCUCCCCCUGGGGCUGCUGCUGCUGGUCCUCGGAGCCCAGGGCUUUUUCCUGCCCAAUGCCACCCAUCUGGAGAAGCUGCUCAGCAAGUUCCAGCAGGACGCGCCUCGCUCCCGGGCCCGGAGGGCCAUCCCCGCAGCAGACAAGGAGGAGAUCCUUCUGCUGCACAACAAGCUCCGGGGCCAGGUGUAUCCCUCGGCCUCCAACAUGGAGUACAUGACCUGGGAUGAUGAGCUGGAGAAGUCGGCAGCCGCGUGGGCCCACAAGUGCAUCUGGGAGCACGGGCCCACCAGCCUCCUCAUGUCCAUCGGACAGAACCUGGCUGUCCACUGGGGCAGGUACCGCUCCCCGGCAUCCCAUGUGCAGUCCUGGUACGAUGAGGUGAAGGACUACACCUACCCCUACCCACACGAGUGCAACCCCUGGUGUCCGGAGAGGUGUUCCGGGGCCAUGUGCACCCACUACACACAGAUAGUUUGGGCCACCACCAACAAGGUCGGCUGCGCCGUGAACACCUGCCAGAGGAUGAACGUCUGGGGAGACGUUUGGGAGAACGCUGUCUACCUCGUCUGCAAUUACUCUCCAAAGGGGAACUGGAUCGGAGAAGCCCCCUACAAAAACGGCCGGCCCUGCUCGGAGUGCCCACCCAGCUACGGAGGCGGCUGCAGGGACAACCUGUGCUACCGAGAAGAGACAUACGACCAAAAACACGAAACUGAUGAAAUGAACGAGGUGGAAACGGCACCCGUUCCUGACGAAAGCCACGUCUGGGUGCAGCCGAGGGUGGCCAGACCAGUGAAGCCCAAGACGACCCCCGCGGUCAGCUACAUGACCCAAGUCGUCAGGUGUGACACCAAGAUGAAGGACAAGUGCAAAGGGUCCACGUGCAACAGGUAUCAGUGUCCGGCAGGCUGUUUGAACAACAAGGCAAAAAUCUUCGGAACUCUCUUUUAUGAGAGCUCGUCCAGCAUUUGCCGGGCCGCCAUCCACUACGGGGUCAUCGACGACAGAGGGGGGCUGGUCGACGUCACCAGGAACGGCAGGGUGCCCUUCUUCGUGAAGUCCGAGCGGCACGGCGUGGACUCCCUGAGCAAAUACAAAUCUUCCAGCUCAUUCACGGUGUCAGAAGUAAAAGUGCAGGACCUGGAUUGCUACACCACCGUGGCUCAACUCUGUCCAUUUGAAAAGCCGGGGACUCACUGCCCGAGAGUUCACUGCCCAGCGCACUGCAAAGAUGAGCCAGACUACUGGGCUCCCGUGUUUGGAACCAACAUCUACGCAGACACCUCCAGCAUCUGCAGGACGGCCGUGCACGCAGGGGUCGUCGGGGACGAGCGUGGGGGCUACGUGGACGUGAUGCCCGUCGACAAGAAGAAGAGCUACGUGGGCUCGCUCAGGAACGGCGUGCAGUCAGAGAGCUUGCGGACCCCUCGGGAUGGAAAGGCCUUCCGGAUCUUCGCAGUCAGGCAGUAAAUUUCCAAUGCCAAGCGAGAAGGGGGCAUCUUCAGGAGGGCUUCUGGGUUUUGCUUUUUGUUUUUAUUCUGUCAUUUGGGGGGUGGGGGUAGCGAUACAGAGUCGGGAAACUUCCUCUGCACGGUGCUCAACGCCCCACGGGGCUCCCCUCCGUGGCCUCUGAUGAGGCUGACGUCCCAUCUCAUCACUGUGGAGACCAGCGUCCUUGGCACGUUGGCUGGACAGCUGGUGACCAGUCUUGCUGAGGCCUGGGGGUCUCCACCUGGGUGCCCACUCCCCACAGACCGAGACCGCUUCAGGCAUCUGACCCACCUCUUCAUGGGAACAUUUGCUGGAGAAGUUCCUUCCCGGGUGUUGCUUUGUGGGUGGAGAGAGAAGAUUCCAACCCUCCAGAGAACAAGCGGUGGGGUCCUCAACACUGAGGCAGUCAGGGCACGUGGGGAGAGGUCUGUCGAGCAGGUGGCAGAGAGAGUUUCAGGAAUGGAGUGGAAGGUAGUUAUUUAAAAAUUAAAAAUACAGUCCGUCCUACCAGUGGAGAAAAAAAUGGAUUCAGUGUUUGCUGGUCAGACAAACAGGCAGGAACCAGAGGGCUGGAGGGACGGGAGAGCCUCGGACCCCAGCCCGGCACGUGUCCUCGCCAACGUCCUGCCACGCGGGGGGCUAGUUACAUAUACAGCAGUGCUGGUUUAUUUAGAGUUCAGCAGUAACUCCAGAGAUUUAUCUUGUCUGUCUUUCCCUUCGUUCACAUGGCCCCUCUGUUUUCUGCAAUGACCUUUGGUCUCGUUGGGGACCAAUAAACCAGCAUCUUUUCUUUAUUCCCUACCCUUUGUGGCUCAUACUCCCCUCCCCAUCCAACCCCAUUUGUUUAUGUGCUGUAUUCCGCACCCCGGGCUUUGCUUUGCAAGUGAUUCUGUCUAAAACCUACAUUAUCUUAACUCCUAAGUCUUGGUUUGUUCCACAGAGACAUCUGAGAACAGCCAAAAGUAAGGGCUGCUUUCCUGGUUCUUAAAAAUUAAAAUUAAAUGUGCAGAUUCCCCAUCCAUUGGAUGACCUAUUUUUCAGGAGUGGGCAGAAUGGAUUCCUGGGAACAUGCCUCAUGGGGUUAGCAGCUGUGGGAGGAGAAACGGCUUGUGGUUCUGAACGCCUCCGUGGGGAAUGACCGCCGUGGGCUGGGACACCAGAAGGAUCUCUUCCUGUUUUUGUGGAACGGCUCUAGCCAAACGUUCCUCAGCUCUGAGGAGCACGGUGCUCUCUGGCUUCCAUCUCUUUAUAAAGGUUCCUCAGAAACCCAGACCAGAAACCCACAGUGAAAUGAAACACCCUUUUGUAAAUAGCAUUUCUUUGCAGAAGGUAAAAUUCCAUCCUUCCUGCACCAGCCUGGCCAGUAUGUCACUUUUGUGAACACCAGUUUCAAAUUUGAUUUCACUUUCCAUCAGAAUAUUUCUAAGGCAAAGGAACUAGCAGAUUGUACAGAACCAAGAGGAUCUGAACAAGGAACUCUCCUGGGGGAACUAAGGGGUGGGUUUGCACCCUUAAUUAAUGGAGACUCUGAAGGCAUAGAGCCCCCCACACACACACACCCUUUAGGGAGUUUGUAAAAACCCUUAGCUUGGCAGAAGCUAAAUGAGCAGAACUGUGUUUUUCCUUGUUCAUUGUGGGCUUGUAGAAAUUUGUAGGUACUGACUAUUAAAUCCCAAAUGUCAGGGCAAAAGUAUUUGUUCAGUCUGACAGAUAUUGUGUCCAGUUAAUGCCAAACAUCUGAGCAUUUGGAACCUCCUGGAUACAGUGUUGUGCUGCUGGGCUGUGGCUGUGGCUGUGCUGAGACUGAAGGGUAAAUCAGAUCCCCUAGUCGGGUUUCCAGAAUUAGGCAACAGUUCAGGGCAAUUCCGGUGGUUUGCUCCCAGAGCAUCCCGCCGAAGGGAGAGCCUGAAGUUUCCAUUGUGACUUAACCCCAUUGCCCUAAAAGAAAGUUCCCAGGACCCUGGAUGCCUCCUUAACCCAACCUGACCCUCAGAACAACAGUAAAGGAAGUUCUUGCCCAGAAUCAGAUCUCACAGGUGGUUUUAUCUUCACAGACAUUUUGAUACUGGAUCCAUUUUUCUUUUGAUUGCUGGCCCUUAAAAUGGAAACAAGGUGACGAAUUAUAAGCCCCUCUAAUCACGGACCACCUCCAAUUUUGUAUGUGACAGGGUCCAUGACAUCAUCAGCACUUAAACAAUGUUUCAUGGGAAGACGCGUCUAGCUAGGAGUGGGUUACUAGGUCUCCUGCCCCCCAAGGGGAAAGUUCCGGUUUCGGUUUCUUUCAGGUUUUUACCCUGUCCUGUUCUGAUUUUUCAUGUCUGUAGGCUCACUCAGCCCGCAGCUUACGUGUGUGCUUUUUUCUGUGAAAAAUGAUGUAUUUUACUACUUCCUGUGUACAAAAGUUGAUUAUAAAUUUUUUGUGCUUUGUGUGAAUAGGGGCCAUGUCGUUGCUGUCAUUUAAAUAAAACCCAUUUGAUUUCUAAA